ACUCUGUGAGUGGGGAUGCAGCCACUCAGAGUUGGGACCAUGGCUAUUGACUGGGUGGGUUUUGCAUAUGCUGCACUGCUGGCUGUUGGAGGUGUCAUAGCGUACACUCGGAAAGGUAGUAAAAUCUCUUUAGCUGCUGGGCUCACCUUUGGAUCUGUGGCUGGUUAUGGAGCUUACUGCGUAACACGUGAUCCAAGAAAUGUGAAGAUAUCGUUGUUUUCAGCUUUUCUUUUGACCAUUAUAAUGGGAAUGAGGUUCAAGAGGUCCAAGAAAUUAAUGCCAGCCGGACUAGUAGCAUGCCUGAGCCUUUUGAUGAUUUUGAGGCUUGUUUUUAUGCUGCUGUAGGAGAAUUUAGCAACUUGAGAACUGAACAAUGACUGCCACGCUCGCCGAACAAACAGGCGAGCUCUCCGUACUUGAAAGCCACGUUUGAACACAAGUCUUACAUUGCAUUUAUCUGCCCUGCAGAGGAGCUCUACCUGGAAUUUUGAUUAUUGACAUUUGCUGAUAUUGUGCAAGCUUUUUUUUAAAAACUAAAACAAAUGUUUUGUCGAGGAUAUAUUUUGAUCUACUUCCGUUUCAGCGGUUUGUUAAAUCAAGGGAUCUUUUUCUCCGAAUUUGAUCUCUUUCAGGGGUGCUGAGCGCCCCAGGAAAUUUCAGUUAGUCUUGCACUGUGUCUCUGAGAGAAGAAUAUAUAUAAAUAUGUGUUUAUGAUAAAAAGGUAUAUUGUAUUGAGUCAUAAUUUUGUAGUUUCUGAGAUUAAAUAAUCAAUUGAAUUAUCUUUUACAGUUUCUUUCUUAUUGUCAUUUACUAAGUAAUAAAGGCAGAAGCCUGUACUGUGUUGCACUAGAAAACCCACCUUUCUUUCAGACACAUAUCUUGUUGCACUGGUUCUAAAUGUAAAAACUUAUCAGUGUUCAAAUAAAACAUAAAAUGUU
Molecule: messenger RNA, 938 nt
Organism: Calidris pugnax (ruff)
Lineage: Eukaryota; Metazoa; Chordata; Aves; Charadriiformes; Scolopacidae
Gene: TMEM14A
Product: transmembrane protein 14A
Exons: 5
Coding region: 16-345 (109 amino acids)
Biological process (GO): regulation of heme biosynthetic process
Cellular component (GO): mitochondrial membrane
Source: RefSeq, a predicted model, not a curated record